Rhopilema esculentum is the source of this 2165-nucleotide messenger RNA. RefSeq lists its product as uncharacterized. Lineage: Eukaryota; Metazoa; Cnidaria; Scyphozoa; Rhizostomeae; Rhizostomatidae. Gene Ontology annotation, molecular function: RNA binding. The record is from RefSeq and is a predicted model, not a curated record.
AAGGCUGAACAACGCUGUAAAUGUAAAUGGUAUCAGAUAACAAAAUGAUAAGAUUAAAGGAUGCAUGGCUAGAUAUAUUAUCAACGUCCAGAUGAUGACAUUUUACUAAAAGCAUUGUAUAAACAUCAUUAUGCGUUUCUUCUUAUGUGCCACGUUUACUUGUGACUUGUGAGUCGCAUUCAAAAUGGGGACUGCUUCAUCAAACCUUGACAAGGUAGGCGAUGAAGUAUUUAGAUUUGCUGAAAGACAUCUAGAAAUAGAAGAUAUUGAUACGUUAGAGAAGGUAACUGGUAUAGUUCUUUCAGGGUCCGAUUUUGAAGAACUGUGGAAAAUGCUUCAAGAAGACCGAAAAGAGCUGGAAAGAAGGUUGAAGGAGGCUGCUAAGUUGCUGGAAGAUGGUCAUGCUGCCUCCAACGACACCAACAGAACUUGCCUUAAAAGCUUAAGCAAUUCCAAGCAAGUCAAGCACGGUAAAGAUACAAAACAUAAUGAUUUGUUGAAAAGAAAGGAAGAGCUUAUAUUGCAACUUGAUCGAAUAUAUCCUGGUUUAAACUCUCAGAAAGUAUCAGAUGAAUUACUUAAGCUCAAUGAAGAGGACCUUAGUCAUAUCCUAUCAAAGCCCACUGAAUUUGAGAACUUUGUUAAAUUCUGUUCAGAAAAUGAUGGACAGGAAGAUAUCAGAACUGGUCCAACAUCAAAGAAAUUAGAUUCAAAAGAGCUUCUUGAGAAAUUCAAACAAGAGCAACUUGAAAAGCUGUCAAAGUCAGAGCUAAAUGAUGAAGAUAUCAAUACAUUCAUUGGCAAUUUUUUAUACAAGCGAGUUGCUGAGGUACACCCUUCCAAAGCUGAACUCAUUACAGGCAUCUUGAUGGAGCAAAAUAAAGAUGUAGUCCUACAACUUCUUGUUUCUGCACCAGUUCUACAUAAACACAUUGCAUCUGUCAUUGAUGAGCUGACGACAAAUAAGAAACUUCCCUUCAGCGACUUGACACUGAUGCGCGAGGAACUUGGGGAGUUGAUUUACUCCUUGCUGGAGAAAGACAUGGAUCAAGACACUGCCUGCCGCGUGACAGGAAUGUUGCUUGAGAUGGACGUUGUUCUGCUUCACGAAACGCUUGCAGAUUCCAGUCUUUUUCUGAAGAGAACCAAAGAUGCACUGAAUGCUGCAAAAUAGCAUUGGCAAGCAACCUUUGCAAGAUUGCACUGAAUGCUGCAAAAUAGCAUUGAAACAGUCAAUUUGUUGCCAUAUUCCAGAAUCUAUUAAAUCGACUAUCCUUGAAAAUGUUCCUUUUCAACAGCCAUCGUCAAAUAAAAGCCAUCUUUAGAAUAGCAAGUAUCACAGAAAUACUUUCCUAUUCUGCGUUUGAUUAAAAGCGAUACUUCAAUAGAAUUCAAUUUUCGCUACGGCAAAAUAAUGUAAAUAGAAAAUUUUUGUAAUGUUUUUGUUAUCAAAAUUUCACACGUACAAUUUUGUGGCUCUUUAGUUAGCUCUAAUGUUUUUGUUAGCAAAAUUUCACACGUACAAAUCCAUAGCAAUAUCUUUUGAUCGUCUAUUUAAUCGUCUUUCUAGAGAUAUACAACGCCAUUUUUAUUCUAUCUCAAUUUCACUUCAACCCUAAGCUCUCUAGCAUGUUCUAGAAUAUGUGUGUACCAUUACUUGAUCUGAUUUCCAGGCAUUAGCUUUACUAGGUAGGCCAAUGUACUUUGCUUGUUUUGCCUACAGGUAGCAUCACGUUUCACGCCUUGUCAUCUGUUGAUGAUUUUGCGCUGCACUGUGUUCUGCAGUUAAUAGGCAGACGAAGAACAAAAAAAAGGAAGCAAUAAAGCAUUGUUGAUUUUCUACUGACUUUUAAACCUGCAGAAUACUAGCAGCAAUUAUUUAAAAUAAAACAUAUUUUACAAAUGCCACAGUGCUCUGGGUUUUCUUUGAAAGAAUCAACAUCAGUAUCCUACAAACUCUGAAAAUAACAUCUGCCGACCAUCACUCCCAUCUACUACUUGUUGCUAGAAAGCGUUUUGAUAAAGUGCAGUCUUUUUGCUGUGUGGGAUGUAUGAAUAUUGUUCACGUAUAUUUAAGUGCUUUUUACCAUGCUAUUUCAAAAUUGACGUUGCUCUUUUUGAUGAUGGGCAAGUAAAAUAUUAAUGAGAGCACUUCUCAGUGCCAA